UGUGACAGAGGGAGAGAGAGAGAGAGAGAGAGAGAGAGAGAGAGAGACGUCCAGGAUCCAAACAUCAUCUACAAGGAACCAGUUAGACCUUCAUAGACGCCAUGAAGAAGAGCAGCAGCUGAACACCAUGGCCCAGGCUAAAGGGCGGAGAGAUGGCAUGGUGUCGUCCAAUGAGAACAGGCGUCGGACGCUGUCAUCAGGUGAGGUGGAGGGCGUGGCCUGGCAGGGGCCGCGGACCAUUUUCCUCCAGAAGAACUCGCAGGGAUUCGGCUUCACUCUGCGACACUUUAUCGUUUACCCGCCAGAGUCCUCGCUCCACAGCAUCAAGGAUGAAGAGAAUGGAAACACCACUGGAUCAGCAGGUCGGCGGCAAUCUCGCUUGGAGCCAAUGGACACCAUCUUUGUGAAGAGUGUCAAAGAAGAUGGACCUGCCCAACAAGCUGGACUGUGUACAGGUGACAGGCUGGUUAAAGUAAACGGGGAAAGCAUUCUUGGGAAAACCUAUUCUCAGGUGAUCACACUUAUCCAGAACAGUGAAAACAUUCUGGAACUCUCUAUUAUGCCAAAAGAUGAGGAUGUGUUGCAGUUGGUAAGUGCAUAUUCCCAGGAUGCCUACCUAAAAGGUAAUAAGCCAUAUUCAGGCGAAGCCCAGAACCUGCCUGAGCCUCCAUCUGCCGGUUACCCCUCCGCUCCUCCAAGCAUCAAAGCCUCCAAGCCUGGUCACAACCACCACACUCUCCCAGACAACUGGCAGUGUAGAUCCACCCCCACCAUCUCACCACUGGACAACCACCCACCUGCUGCUUCUACCCCCAUCUCCGGCUGGUCCGGGGGUCCGGAGAAUUCAAGUGGUCACUUUGCCCAGUCGGGGCGGCACCGCGGAGUCUGCUCUUCAGCUAUCAGCGCACUGGACUUUCACUUUGCUAACCACAAUGCUGCCAUUGCCUCCGCAACACUGCCUGCACCAAGGAAAAGCCGCCUGCCAGCAUCUGCCCGUGCCCAUGCCGACGCCCUCUGCCACCAGGCUCUGUCAGAGUGGUACUACAGCCAGGCUCAAGCCGCAGAGCACAUGUCCCCCCGACACCGCAGUAUAUCUCAGGAUCAUUUAGUGGAGUUGGGGUUGGGGUUGGCACUUGGUCCAGGCCCUACGUCUGUUCCCACAACAUCCUCAGAGCAACGUAGAAGAGAAACCUUACUGCACCACCACCAGGCAGCUGCUGCAUCUCAUGAUUCCUUUUGGCAGGGUAGCUGGAACGGUGUGUCCGGACCAGGAAGCAGGUCCUGCUCAGAGAGCCUGCUAGCAGCUUAUGCCGACUAUGAACACAACUAUGAGCGUUCUGUUGAAACGCUGGCACAAGCGUCUGCACUGAUCUUACCACGUUACGAACACAUCACACACAGUUCCACUACAACAAAGUUCAGCAAACAGACAGACCAUAAAGCCUCAGAGGGAUAUCAGCACCAAACCACAGUGAUUCCUCCCAUCACAACCUCCUCCUCAAUGCCUCCAAUUGGUAGGCAGUCAGGUCAGCAGAUAGCUGAACCCCAAACAAGGAGAGUAAAAGCAGAGGAACUGGUUGGCUACAAAAGCUACAGUCCUUCUUUCUCCCGCAAAACUGGUCAUCUCUUACAGCAGGCACACUCCUUCAGAGAGCCCGGCUACAGUGGCCCCCACUUAACCUGGAACUCUGGCCGCAGAAGCAGUCCUGCAGACAGCAAGGAGCAGGUGGUACCAAGGCCCCAGUCCACACCAACCAUGUCUGGAUCAGAAGAGGAGCAAGUUCAGCUGAGGGACGACAGGGAGGUCAUCGCUCCCAUCUCUGUGAAUCAAGAGGUAGUCCUUAGGCAGAAGCCUCCUGCAAGCCGCCGGGCUCCUGUUCAGGCUCUUCGUCAUUCUUACUACACAUCACAUGUGGACUCACCAGAGCCUCCUGGAUUGACACCUUCAUCAGGCACUCCCUCUCCUGUGUCUAUGGGGCCCAGCCCAAAACAUGGGGCCAAUGGGAGCCUGGCACAGCAUGCACUUGACUCUUUGUCCUCCAUUCCCUUCAUAGGAAGUAUAAAAGGACGCCGCUCCUCUUACCUUCUAGCUAUCACCACUGAAAGAUCCAAGUCCUGUGAUGAAGGGCUCAACAACUUUAGGGAAGAAGGUCGAGUCUUCUCCAAACUACCAAAAAGGGUCAAGAGCUUUUUCACCGAUGGGUCUCUGGAGAGUCUUCGAGCUCAGGAGGAGGCCCGGUCCAAGCGCCACUCCACCUCUGAACUGGGAACCAUCACCUUCAGUGAUGUGCGCAAGGAGGGCUGGUUACACUACAAGCAGAUCCUCACAGAGAAGGGAAAGAAAGUUGGCAGUGGCAUGCGCCCUUGGAAACGCGUCUUCUCUGUGCUGCGCUCCAAUUUGCUCUUCCUCUACAAGGACAAGCGGGAGGCGGUCCUUCAUGGGGCAGGGGCAGGGCCCAGCCAGGACGAGCACCCCCCAGUGAGCAUUCGCGGCUGCCUAAUUGAUAUAGCCUACAGCGAAACCAAGCGUAAGAACACCCUGAGGCUCACAACGCAGGACUUCUGCGAGUACCUGCUGCAGGCCGAGGACCGAGACGACAUGCUGGCCUGGAUAAGGGUCAUCAGAGAAAACAGCAAGACUGAUAACGAGGAGAUUGGUUUCUCAAGACAAGCUCUGAUCAACAAGAAGCUUAACGAUUACAGAAAACACAGUCUGACAGGCGGCAAACCAGAUACCUCUCCCAAAAUCCAUCGCAUGAAGCCCCCCUUCCUCCUGGCCAAGACUGACAACACCUCGGUGAGCCGCUCUUCCAGAACAGAUGACAACAAGGCACUGUGGGGCAUCAAUAUCAUGAAAAAAGCCAAGAAGACAGGCAGUCCAAAGGCCUUUGGCGUGCGACUGGAGGACUGUCAGCCAGCUGUCAACCAUAAAUUUGUCCCACUGACAGUGGAGAUGUGCUGCACCAUGGUGGAGGCGACUGGCCUGGACUACACAGGCAUUUACCGGGUCCCGGGAAACAACGCCAUGGUGUCCAACCUUCAGGAGCAUCUCAACAAGGGCCUGGACAUCAACACUGCUGAGGAGAGAUGGCAGGACCUAAAUGUGAUCAGCAGUCUCCUUAAAGCAUUCUUCCGAAAAUUGCCUGAGCCUGUGUUUACUGAUGACAAAUACAAUGACUUCAUUGAUGCCAACCGAAUAGAAGACGCAGAAGACCGUUUGAAGACCAUGAAGAAACUGAUCUGUGACCUUCCAGAUUACUAUUACCACACCCUCAAGUACCUGGUGGGUCACCUGAAGAAGGUGGCAGAUAACGCUGAAAAGAAUAAGAUGGAGCCAAGAAACAUAGCCUUGGUGUUCGGUCCCACUCUGGUGAGGACGUCAGAGGACACCAUGACCGACAUGGUCACUCACAUGCCUGACCGCUACAAAAUAGUGGAGACACUUAUCCUGCAUUACAACUGGUUCUUCGGCGACGGAGAACUGGAUAAGGAAGAGAAGGCUCCAGAGGAUAAACAAGAAACGCAGCCUGUGCCCAAUAUUGACCAUCUGCUGUCCAACAUUGGCAGACCAGGCAUGCCAGGGGAGGCGUCUGAUUCCACACCCAACGAUUCACUUAAGUCAAAGCAUUCCUUGAACUCCAAGAAAGACCUGAAUGCCAGGGACUUAAUGCCCAAAUCCAUUAUCAGCGCUGUGACCAGAAAACGUAAGAAAUGCCUCAGUACUCACUUGCCGGGCAGCAGCGAGGACGAGGACACCGAGCACGAGCCAGUCAAAGCCAGUAACUGCAGGGCAGGAGGCGGCGGUGAGGAGGACAGAGGCGAGGAAGAGGUCAUCAAGGGAGAACAUAUUCCUAAAAAGGAAAAAUGGGAUGAAAAGGGAAAUGGGGUAAAGGAUAAAGAAAACCUAGUGGGAAUAGAAGAGGCUGGAGGGGAUGUAGAAAAGGAAACAGGCACUGGAACAAAAGACCCUGAAAGCGAGAGCAGGCAGAGAACGACCAUCCCGAGAAGUCGACUGCAGCAGCGCCCCCACAGUUUACUCUACUCGCAUCAUCAAAUCCAUGCGACAUACCCGAGACACUCACCUGAGAUUAAACCCGCCUCACACACGAGAGCCGACAAUCUGCCAACACGACGGCCCACCGUACCUCUCUGGAUCUCCCCCAACAGGCCUCCCAGCCUCUACCACGCUUCCAGCUUUCAAGGAACCCAGCAUCCUGACUGGAACCAGCCAGUGCCAAUUCGCUACAGGAAGUCGAGAGGAGGCAGGACAAGGGCCGUGUCCAUGAAUGUGGACCUUGAGCUGGGCAGGAACGAUGACAGAGUACGAGGGUGGAGAGCAGAGAGGGUGGAGGUGAUCAGAGUCAUUGAAGGGGCACCAGGUCAGCAUGGGCACAUUGGGAUUCCUCAGGGUUCAAUUGCAGGCCCCAGGUCAAUUCAGCAAAUAGAUCCCAUCCCUCAUCUUGCCCAGAGAGCUCCCCCUAUCUCAUCCUCAGGAUGGAUUGAUCACACCUCUCCAGGAUCAUCCACGGUAGUUCUGCGGAGAUCGGGACUGGAUCCACGUGACAAGACAAGAGCCCGUCGUCGCCAUACAGUGAUAAUCUAAUCGUAGUUUAACCCAUUAAUGUAUUGCCAAGUUCUCAGUAAACACUGGAUCACCCGCUGUAACGGUUACUAAAGCAAAUUACUUGAAAGGUUUUGUCCUUCUUGGGAUUUUACAGAGAUAGCUUUUAGGUUUCUUGAAUUGAAAUUAGUGCCAUUAAUUUUUAAACAUUUGCUUGAUUGUCAUUGCUGUCCUUAUACACUGUACAAAUAACAUUAGGGUUAAGUUCCUGGUAUUGAUCCAUAAUUCCAUUAUAACCUUUCAGAACAAUUUAAAUCAAGUGGUCUGAGAAACCUAGACAUCUGCUCCACCUAUGGUGCUUUUCCACUGUACAUUUCCAGCACGACACCACUCGAUUUGGUAUCCUUUUCCAUGACUUUAUAGCUCCUCCUCAACGUGGACGGAGUCGUCAGCGUAAUGGCUGUGUGAAACUGCUGUGACGUGGUUUUAUACGGGACACAAACACACAAACUUGUGACUUCGGUGUAACUGAAUCUUUAGA
Messenger RNA from Solea senegalensis (Senegalese sole), 5102 nucleotides. Its product is annotated as rho GTPase-activating protein 23-like. Lineage: Eukaryota; Metazoa; Chordata; Actinopteri; Pleuronectiformes; Soleidae. The transcript is spliced from 23 exons. The record is from RefSeq and is a predicted model, not a curated record. Gene Ontology annotation, molecular function: protein binding. Gene Ontology annotation, biological process: signal transduction. Bases 128 to 4603 code for a protein of 1491 amino acids.